Lactuca virosa is the source of this 2258-nucleotide messenger RNA. Lineage: Eukaryota; Viridiplantae; Streptophyta; Magnoliopsida; Asterales; Asteraceae. The record is from the annotation of a GenBank genome assembly.
ACAAAGUCCAAAGUCCAAAGUCCAAACUCCGAAGUGGCGGGCAAAAUCGUGCUGAGCACUGAGUAGAUAGUUCUCUUCCUCUGGAAGCUUUUCACUACGCCAGUUUAAAAACCAUCUCCUCUCUUCUGCUGUUCUGCAUCCUCACCAAUAAUGGCGACUAAUCUCAAAGUUGAUGAACUCAGAGAUGAGCUCUCCAAAAGAGGGCUCAGCACCGCCGGUAUUAAAAGCACACUGGUGAAAAGGCUUGAAUCUGCUAUUCGCAAAGAGUCUGUUCCUGAAUGGGAUUUAAAUAAUAGAUUACUAAAGAGAGAUAGGGAAAAACCUGAAGAUGGGGAUUUUAAUUGCGGCUCUCUGAAAAUUAGGGCCAUAGACGACUUAAGGAAAUUGAACAUAAAACAGUUGCGCGAACAAGCGUCUCUUAGCGGGGUUUCGGCAAGUGGAUCAAAGAAAGAACUUUUAGAGAGGUUGUGCAAAGAUCCCCAAACGAACAAUGAUGACAUUGUGGAAGAAAUUGAAGAGGAGGAAGAUAGAAAAGAGAGGAAGAAGGAAAAGCUGGUUACUGCCACAAAGAAAGGUUCGGCCGUAUUAGAUCAAUAUAUAUCGGAUCAGGUUAAGUCUCAGUACCAUGUACUGCAACAGGGUAAUGAAAUUUAUGAUGCCACGCUGAAUCAAACAAAUGUUGGGGAGAACAAUAACAAGUUUUAUAUCAUACAAGCACUAGAAUCCGAUGAUGGUUCUACAUUUAUGGUUUACAAUAGAUGGGGUAGGGUUGGUAUUAAGGGUCAAGAUAAGUUGCAUGGUCCCUACUCUUGUGUACAGUCUGCAUUAGAUGAGUUUGAACAGAAGUUCCAUGCCAAGACUAAGAACUGCUGGUCUGAGCGCAAAGACUUUGUUUCUCACCCAAAAGCUUACACUUGGUUGGAAAUGGACUAUGGAGAAGAAGGGAAACAAACUGCUGUCCAUGGAGACUUGAGCAGGAAAGUGGAUAUUCAGCCUCGAGAAACGAAACUAGAACAACGCAUUGCAAAGUUCAUCUCUCUUAUUUGCAAUGUCAGUAUGAUGAAACAGCAAAUGAUGGAAAUAGGCUACAAUGCUGAAAAGUUGCCACUUGGUAAGCUAAGCAAAGCUACGAUUUCAAAGGGUUAUGAGGUUUUGAAGAGAGUUGCUGAUGUGAUUAGUCAAAACAAUAGGAAAAAGCUUGAGCAGUUAAGCGGAGAAUUUUACACCAUCAUUCCCCAUGAUUUUGGUUUUAAAAAGAUGCGUGAAUUCGUAAUUGAUACCCCUCAAAAGUUAAAACGCAAGCUAGAAAUGGUUGAAGCCCUUGGUGAAAUUGAGGUUGCAACAAAGUUGCUGGAGGACAAUGCUGGGAUGGAGGAACAGGAAGACCCAAUCCUUUCACGUUAUGAACGCCUUGGCUGUGAACUAACACCGGUAGAAGUUGAUUCCAAAGAGUUUCACAUGAUCACCAAGUACAUGAAGAACACUCAUGCCAAGACACAUUCAGAUUAUAGUGUUGAAAUCGUUCAGAUUUUUAGAGCCUCAAGGCAUGGAGAAGCCGAUCGUUUCAGCAAGUUCUCUAAUACAAAAAAUAGGAUGCUUUUGUGGCAUGGUUCUCGGCUAACAAAUUGGGCUGGAAUCCUGUCUCAAGGUUUGCGGAUUGCUCCUCCAGAAGCACCUGUAACAGGGUACAUGUUUGGGAAAGGUGUUUAUUUUGCUGACAUGUUCUCAAAGAGUGCAAACUAUUGUUGUGCCUCUCACCAAGCUUCAGCUGGUGUGCUGCUUUUGUGUGAGGUUGCACUUGGGGAGAUGGCUGAGCUACUAACAGCUAAAUACGAUGCUGACAAGUUGCCACAAGGAAAGCUAAGCACGAAAGGAGUUGGGGCUACUGCCCCUGAUAUGUCAGAGAUUGAGACACUGGAGGAUGGUGUUGUUGUUCCCCUAGGACACCCCAAAAAGCAGCUGACUUCAAAGGCUAGCUUAUUAUACAAUGAGUAUAUUGCUUACAAUGUCGAUCAGAUCAGGAUGCGCUAUGUUGUUCAUGUCAAUUUCAAUUUUAAGAAAUAACAUUUCAUGGCUUCUAUUGGAAAUGGAGAAAUUGGUUGCCUUGUAAAGGCAGGUUUUGCUAGAUGUUUGAGUUUAGAGGCUAUAUCAAUGGUACUGUGACUUGUCUUUUGAAUUAGAUCCUUGUAUAAACAGAUUGGGAGAUAUCGGUCUAUGUGAUCAAUUUAUAGUUAUAAUAGAUAACACCACUUUUAUAA